AUGGAGAGAGAACUUCUGAAAGAUGAAGCUCUCAAGCAGGCAAAGAUUUUGAAUCUGGCCUCGCUACACGACGAGCCCCAAUGGGUCGUGGCUAUUUCUCUGGCUAAGCCAGCGGACGGCCUCGAGCAGGCGGAUGUCUCUGCCGUAAUCAAGAGAGCGCGUAAAGCGCUUCGAAAGAUGAAGGAUUAUAACUCGAGUGGAAGCUUCCCUAUUCCCAAAAGAUGGACUGUUCUCAACGAGCUUCCCAUCACCUCUACGGGCCAAGUCGAUGAAAAAGCUCUCUAUCGCCUCUUGAACACGUGGAAUUCGACGGAGUCUGACCUCUCGCCAAAAGAGAAGAGAGCUCGCAUAGCCGCUGAAGCUCGCGCAUGCCGACACUCACCAUAA
This is a messenger RNA of Trichoderma atroviride IMI 206040, 387 nucleotides long. RefSeq lists its product as uncharacterized. Lineage: Eukaryota; Fungi; Ascomycota; Sordariomycetes; Hypocreales; Hypocreaceae. The record is from RefSeq and is a predicted model, not a curated record.